This is a messenger RNA of Diospyros lotus (date-plum), 2734 nucleotides long. RefSeq lists its product as uncharacterized. The coding region runs from base 59 to 2509 and encodes 816 amino acids. Gene Ontology annotation, molecular function: protein binding. The record is from RefSeq and is a predicted model, not a curated record. The transcript is spliced from 11 exons. Lineage: Eukaryota; Viridiplantae; Streptophyta; Magnoliopsida; Ericales; Ebenaceae.
CCAGGAGGCAUUCGCUCAUCGCCUGCACGCAACUUCACACUCCACGCUGAUCAAAGAAAUGGCCGGGUCUGAUGAUGACAAACACCACCGACGCUCGCACAGACAAAACAAAGGACUUUUUGCCUUCUUAAAUCCUGACGAAGGUGACGAUGCUCUAACUGAUGCCGAUGCUGAUGAGGCACCACCAAGACCAGACCCAGAAACUUCGAGGAAGUCUAGACGAGGCCAAGAAAGGAAAAUGGAUGGUUCUGACCAACAAUCGGCUGUCCGUGAAGUGGGGCUAAACAUUGAUGCAACACCACCAGGCAAGGAUGCUGCACAAUUGGGAAAACAAGCACUUGAUGGAAGGAAAAUGGAUGGUUCUGAUCAGCAAUCGACGGUCAGUGAAGUGGGGCUAAACAUUGAUGCAACACCACAAGGCAAGGAUGCUACACAAUCGGACAAACAAGCACUUGAUGAAGGAAUGGCUUGCUCUCAUCAUGAUGAUCAGUACCGACGGCCACCAAAACCAAAAGGGGGAUUAUUUGGGGGAUUAUUUGGGUUCACUGACAAAGACGAAGUGGAAGCACAAGACGACACAAUAAGUGGUGAAGGGCAACUAAGGAGGACGGAUACACCACGCAAAUCGAAACCUACUGGAUUUGAUAGAAAAUUCUACGAGGCGGUUCGACGUGGAAAGUUGCACGAGGUGAAGAGCAUGUUGGAUAUUAACAAUGCAUUGCUGGACAAUAGAUUUACGAAGUUCGAGGAAAAUGCUGUCCAAGUGGCGGUGGUUGCUGGACAGGAAAUGAUUGUUUCAGAGUUGUUGGCACGAGAAGCAAAUCCCGAAUUGCUGAAAGAAAAAAACAAUUACGGUGAAACGGCGCUUACCCUGGCUGCUGCAAGAGGGAAGAUGAGUAUUGUCGAGAUGUUAGUGGAGAAAUACGAGGAUUUAGCGGAUGUAACGAAUGCUCUAGGACAGUUACCUGUUGUUGUGGCUGCUCUCUACGGCCACAAGGACAUAGUUCGUUAUCUUUAUGACUGCACUUUGGUUGAAAACUUUUUUGUAGGAGAGAAAGAAGAUCAAAGUUUGAGUACAGGCAAUAAAGUUAAAAAAGUUCUUCUAGAUCUAAAGGAAGAGAGCAACCAGGCUAAAGAGAAACAUCCAAUUAAAGUUCUUCUGAAACCAGUCUCAAGUAGCCCUGAUAAUGAAGCAACUUCCUAUGGAUAUUUAAGCAAGCAUAAUGGGUUUAGGCUUUUCAAAGCAUGCAUCACGGCUGGAAUCUAUGAUAUUGCUUUGGAGGUUUUCAAGCUACGUCCAGAUCAAUGCAUUGAAGAAAUGAAGAAGGAGAAAGGUACAACACUAUAUCCACUAGCCCUUGCGGAUUUAGCAAAAGAAAAAAGAAAUUUAGCAAAAGAAAAAAGAAAUCGAUUCAUGGCUUGGGUAUACGACAACAUCUCCUCAGGUCUUCCACCAUGGGCCUCAGACUACUUAACUGCUAAGUAUGCCCCGUUGGAGUAUGGAAAGAAGUACAUGGACAAUCACCAACCAGCUCGUAAAUUGUUGCGUGCAAUAAGUAAGGAAUUAUCAAGUUUAAAUAAGUAUGAUACUAAGACCAUAGCAACAGUCUUGGGGAAGCCAAUGCUGACGGCUGUUUUACAAGAGAAUGUGGAUUUUGUCAAAGUAGUUACUCAAGAUUGCCCUGAUGUGCUGUGGUUUGAGAUCGAUGGAUUAACAUUUUUUGCUCAUGCAAUUUCAAAAGGCCUUGAGAAAAUCUACAGGUUUGCAUGUAAAAAGCCUGAAACAGGACUUUUAGCAAACGUACUUCCCGAUCGCGAUGGCAACACCCUCCUUCAUCAAGCUGCAAAGUUAUCACCAUCCCCUCAACUUAGCCAAUUUCUUGGUCCAGCUCUACAGAUGCAGAGAGAGCUACAACGAUUUAAGGAAGUGGAGAAGAUGGCACCUAUGUGCAAAGGAUUAGUAAACACUGAGAACCAAACUCCAAAAGAUUUAUUUGAUAAGGAACACAAUGACCUUAAGAAUCAAGGACGAGACUGGUUGAAGGAAAUAGCAACAUCUUGUUCAGUAGUGGCAACCUUGAUUGUGACUAUAAUGUUCGCUGCGGCAUUCACAGCUCCAGGCGGCUAUAAAGAGGAUACCGGCAUGCCCACAUACUUGCGAUCAAAAUACUUUAGUGCUUACAUAAUUUCAGAUGCAUUCUCAUUGUUCUUUUCCUGCACUUCAGCUAUGAUAUUCUUGGGGAUUCAUACAUCGCUUUUCAGAGAAGAAGAUUUCCUAAUCAAGUUGCCGCUGGCUUUGAUGUUCGGUCUUUUCACUCUUUUCCUGUCCAUUGCAACGAUGUUGGUAGCUUUCGGUACUGCCUUAGUCAUAAUGUUGCGCGAGCGCUUUGUGUGGAUCUCUAUACCACUGCUUAUGCUAGGAAGUAUUCCAGUCAGCAUUUAUGCAAUACUGCAUGUUCGGAUCUUCUUUCACGUUCUCCGUUUGACCUUUCGAAACCCAACAAAUUGAGAAACUAUACAUCAGAAUAUGCUGAAGAAGAAAAAACAAAAUGAAUUUUCAUUUUUAUUUUUCUACAUAAAAUUGUCCUUCAUUUUGCCAUGUUAGUCUUAUCUUAUGCUUGCCCCCUUUUUAUUGGUGUUUUCUUUUUUGAUGUACUUGCCUAUAGAAACAAUGUUUUAUUGUAAUAUGUCUUUCUAUGCAUAUGUAUGCAUUUUUGCGUACCCAACUCUUCAA